Messenger RNA from Trichoderma atroviride IMI 206040, 971 nucleotides. RefSeq lists its product as uncharacterized. Lineage: Eukaryota; Fungi; Ascomycota; Sordariomycetes; Hypocreales; Hypocreaceae. The record is from RefSeq and is a predicted model, not a curated record.
CCAUAUCAUUAACACACGCAGCCGCGAUAAUAUUCACAGCUUCAACAUGACUUCUUGGUUCCCAGACCCCAGGCGGAUUGUCACCGGCCACAAUUCGCAAGGCAGAGCAGUUGUUGUUGCCGACAGCCCAAUUCCUUGCGUCCCAACGCCGACGGGGGCCAACUUUGCGGUGCUCUAUGAGACGCACCAAUUCCCAGCCUCCAACGACGAAUGGGUUGAUCCUACCAAGACGCGAACCACUGACUUGUCGAACAACAAGGGGAUUAUUCUCCGGGUUGUCGACAUCCCACCAAAAGUGGAAACGGUAACAUUGUUCCAUCGGACGGAGUCGCUAGAUUUCGGCAUCCUUCUCAAUGGAGAAGUUUCCUGCCAUCUCGAUGAUGGCGUCCGCAUCGAUAUGAAGCCUGGCGAUGUGUGCGUCCAGCGCGGCACGAUUCACGGAUGGACAAACUACUCAGAGGAACCCGCUCGCCUGUACUUUGUCUUAUCAGCUGCUACGCCUGUCAAAAUUGAUGGAAAGUCAUUGACGGCUUAUGGCUACACCAAGGAAGAGGUCGAAAGUGGAGGCGCAUCACACUAGAUAUUUGGUUAUAGUUUUUCUACCAAGUAUUUCCGAGGCUUUCAUCUGUUGGAUAUGAGAUGGGAAAAAACGAUGCGUUGCACGUGCUUGCAUAGAUUUACGAAAUGCCAUGAUUUCAGAUGGGCGCGCUGCUUAUCUCUCUAUCCGCUAAACUGUCUCCUGCGCGUCGUUUCAAUAUUAUGAUCCAGCUCUCGCUCCACGCCUCACGCAAUUUUUUUUUUGUUAUUUAUUAGUAGUACUAUUUAUACAUGUUGAGGAGGCCAAUUGGAUGAAUAUCUAGAGCGAUGUCGAGUUUAGCUUUGAAAGAUUAUGGGUGGCAAGUCUCAUGCAGCGCACGUUUCCGCACAUAUCCGGGUACAUAGAGAUUGCAACAACCUCUUUUGACUCUCAG